Messenger RNA from Suillus clintonianus, 399 nucleotides. RefSeq lists its product as uncharacterized. The record is from RefSeq and is a predicted model, not a curated record. NCBI's taxonomy places the organism in Eukaryota, Fungi, Basidiomycota, Agaricomycetes, Boletales, Suillaceae. The transcript is spliced from 2 exons. The coding region runs from base 1 to 399 and encodes 132 amino acids.
AUGGGUAGCUUUGGAUCACCCCCGCCAAUUGAUACAUUCCAGCUAUAUGAUCUCCGUGUUGAGGUCAUAUGCCCGCCUGGGGAACGUAUACUAUGUGGAGCGAAAGAGGGUGACCAUUUUAUCCUCGAAGGAGAAAUGCUUCAUCUCCCACCUGGACAAGGAUUCUCCAUUUAUUCGCUCAGUGCCGUUUUGCCGCUUCUAGCAGCUAAGCAGCGCGUCACUCACCCAAAUGAUUGGAUGAGCACGGAUGCAGAGGUUGCUUGUCCCGACCCAAAUUGCAAGUCUAGAUUGAGAAUCGUGAGGACUGGAGUUAGGACAUUCAGCCAUGCUGAAGUCACAGCUCUUCCCCUUGCACCCCUGGGCCACGGUCAGGCUGGUUCGGCGCUAGCGGGGGCCUGA